UGUCCAACUGCUUGGUUACAGACUACAUGUACUUUUGACUUGCUAAAGAGCUUCUGAGCACUGCACAGGAUGCCAUUGACUGAAGAGGUGGAGACAGAGCUUGGUGGAGGAGCUACUGAUACUCCCAUAGAGCAGGCAGACAGCUCAAGUGGUUCAUUAAAGAGCUACGAUGAUACUCAACUGUCUGCCAAUUACCCGGGAGAUGGUGCCAGUCCAGUCAGGAAGAAGAGAAAGAGUGUUCAGUUUGCUGUGAUGGGCGGAGAGGGAGAUUCAAAUGUUAGUGCUGGGAGUGGAGACAGUGCCUCCGUGGGCGGUGAGGGUGUGAGGAGAGUGGAGGGUGUGACCGAGUGUAUGGGUCGUGUGUCGGACGAGCUCAAACAUCUAUUACUCAAAUGGAAGGAAGGAUUGCUUGAGAGUGAAUCCUUUGAGACCUUUUGUCCGACUCGAAUAGACGAGCUCUUGAAAGAAGCCCUGGAAGUUGAGGAGCAACUCAAGCAACAGAAAAAAGAUUUGAAGAAACGAUUAGAAGGAAUAUCACAAACUCUAUUCAACCUAAACAACUCAUAAUAGAGUAAUGUCUUAUUCUCUUAGAGCUAAUAUCAUUGGAUCAUUUUUAAUCUGUCUUCAUGUACAUACUUCGUAUGUGUUUAAUUCCGAUCA
Messenger RNA from Halichondria panicea, 660 nucleotides. RefSeq lists its product as uncharacterized. Bases 70 to 567 code for a protein of 165 amino acids. Lineage: Eukaryota; Metazoa; Porifera; Demospongiae; Suberitida; Halichondriidae. The record is from RefSeq and is a predicted model, not a curated record. The transcript has 4 exons.